Messenger RNA from Haliotis rufescens (red abalone), 9374 nucleotides. RefSeq names its product ras-related protein Rab-13-like. The transcript has 7 exons. The record is from RefSeq and is a predicted model, not a curated record. Gene Ontology annotation, molecular function: GTP binding; GTPase activity. Lineage: Eukaryota; Metazoa; Mollusca; Gastropoda; Lepetellida; Haliotidae. Bases 791 to 1498 code for a protein of 235 amino acids.
GAUUCUAAAUGCGAUGCAGACGACGUGACGUGUUUGAAUUUCUUUGUUUUGAAUGGGUCACAAGUCAGCAAAGUUUGAGGAACGUGAAAGAAUAACAUUCCCAACCCAAAGGAGAGUCCGUUCUAUUGACGCCUGCUUCACAGAAAGUUUCUAAUCUAGUCAGUUACCAUCACACGGGGAUUUUAGAACGUGCCGAUGUUUCUUUAGGCGCACUUGCCGGUCUCUCAUCGAGACGUGACUUGUCGUUUGACAGGUCGGAGAUUACGACAGAUUACGUAAAGGUCCGAGGAUAAUCGGCUCUUAUCAAGUAACCGAGGCCCCUCCUAAUGACAGAUAUAUGAAUGAUUACGGUUGUCACGUAUAUUUGAAGUUUGGAUCUGAAACUUUGUGAUAGUGGUUAUGAUGACCACAGCGAUCGGUCAUCUUUGACCAUCACCGGGGGCACGACAUUCCGGAGCGUUGAGUUGUGUUCAUAUCGGAAAUGACUCCUCAAUAGCCUGGUGAUAUGGCAGGUCUCGGUAACGGCACCUUCCCCGGGAAUAGCGCAGACAAGAUGGAGCUGUGACAGUGUCUCAAGAUAUUUUAAACAGGCUUUGCAAUGGUGGUCGGUAUAUUGACACAAUGUCAAUGUCGUGAUCCUGUACUGGGCUUGAAUCCCCUGUGUGUGAUCUAGUGUUGUUUCUAGAUUUUGGCUGUGUUGCAUAAUACACACAUAGUACAGUGUUUUGUAAUGUAAACCAUUGGAUUACCCAGCCAGGAUAGUUUUUUUCAAGCACUGCUUACAACAAAGAUGUCAAAAAGAUAUGAUCAUUUAUUACGUCUUCUCCUAGUGGGAGACACUGGAGUUGGGAAGACAUGCAUCAUAUGCCAGUACACUAAACAUGAGUACUGCAACACUCAUAUAUCAACUAUUGGAGUUGAUUUUAAAGUCAAAACCAUAGAAGUAAAUGGGCAGAUGGUGAAGAUGCAGAUAUGGGAUACAGCUGGCCAGGAAAGAUUUGAAGCCAUCACCAAACAGUUUUACAGGAGGGCCCAGGGGGUGAUGGUGGUGUAUGAUAUAUGCAGCCGGAGUUCCUUCGAGUCAUUACCAAAGUGGAUUUCCUAUGUCAGGCAGUUUGCGAAGGAAGACACAGUGAUAAUGGUGAUGGGCAAUAAAAAGGAUGAAGACCACUCCAGAAAAGUUGAUUCUGAAGAGGCUGAAAGGUUCGCCGAGGAUAAUGACUGUCAGUUCUUUGAAGUUAGCGCUAAACAGAGAGAAAAUUUGGAAGUUCCCUUUUAUGACAUGUGCAGGCAGAUAUUAAACACACAAGAUCAGAAGAACUCCAGCUAUUCCCUCUCUGAAAAUGACAACUCAGCAAUUGUGAUAGACAAGUCCAUGACUGGCCGGAAUAACUCUGACACAUCGCAACUGAUCACAUCAGAAGAGGAUGAUGAUGAGGAUGAAGACAAGGGCGUACGACCAGUCUACAGCAAGUGGGCGUGUUGUGCCAUAUUGUAAACAAUCUACAGCCAAGUGAGCAAGAAUGAGCAAUUAUUAAGAAUGAUUAUUAUGUUAAACUGGAAUCUUAGGCCGAAAGGAAAGGUUACAUAAGGGCCAAUGUAUUUACAAUUAUUUAGUUGACCAGUAAAUGGCAUGAAGGAAUAAGGCUGGAAGAUAAGAAUAACUGAAGACAUUGAAAAUCAUGCCAGCCUUGGUUAGAACUUGACAUUUUUAUCUUUGAUUCUUACAGAAACUGGGGCAACCCUUAUGACCAGCUAUGUUUGCCAAAAAUUUAGCAACUUUAAAUGUUUUAAGAACUUAAUGAGGCUUUUUGUCUUUGCUGUGCAUUUAUUUCACAGUAGCAUUCCAUCCAUCCUCAAUUAUCCCACAAAUCAGAUAUCCAUUUUAUUAUGAUACAUGUAUAUACCUUGGAUCCUUAAACCAUCAUACAUGUCAGUUGCAUCUGGUUCAAAUGACUGACACUAUGGGUCCAGGGUAUCAGAAUAGAAUGGAGAUUUGAUGCACUGGAUAAUUGAGGAUGCAUUAUAUCUGAGAACAGCACAUUCCGAUUUUGGAUGGUGUGUGCAACACGGUGUCAUGGUUUACCCACGUAUCCAUGCAUCGUGAGUAUACACCUGACAAUAUGAAACACUAUAUGCCUGCCCAUGGAUCGAUGUUUUUAUUCUGUAUCAAAAAGGUAAUACUUACGAAGUGUUGCAAUAACCUGGCCUGAUAACUACUUGGGGAACUGUUACUUUACCACCCAUCAUGAAACAAAUCGCUAAAUCUUAUUGCAUAAUACUGUUAGAAAAAGCCUUAAUUUACCAACACAAACUGGUUGAUGGCAACAACCUCUUGUUAGCAGAGCCACAUGGAAUAUUGAGAAUUUUACAAUAUGGUGCAAAUUAAGUAUAGCAAUGUAUAUUGUAUCACGACUCAAGUAUUGAUACUUGAGGUAGUCAUAUUUUGACACGCCUAGUCAGAAUUUCACUACAUUUUGCUAUGGUCUUAUGAAAGCUUUGAAGAAAUCUUUUAUGCUCCUGUGAGUAUAACAGAAUAACUAAGGAAUGAUUUUAUUCAAAUCUGUUUGCACAGAUGCAUGUACAGUAUACUUGGUGUAAAUAUACAACUAUUAUGAGCAUUAAUUCCACGACAUAUCAGUUAUUUGUCCAUCAGAUUCCCUGCCCCCAUCAGGCAGACAAUAUUUUGCUUGAGUGAUGAAAAGAUUUGGUUAUUUUUUCUUAGCAUUGGUUAUCUUUUUGUUUCUGUCAGAAUAUCAAAUGGCGUGAUUCGAUGUUAGUGAUUUUAAAUUUUAGAUAUUUUCUUCCAUCGCCGAGCCUUAGCAGAGAUAUAUAUCAGCCCACAUCUAUUAGAUAUGGAAUGAGCAAGUCAUGAGUCCUACUAUGAUGCUGGAAGUCCUAAAGUGACACAUGGCUUAAGUAUGCCAUGAUGAAAAUCCCUUUGAGCACACAUGGGCAGUUUUGUUUAAACAUACCUAGCAAAACAAACAAUAUAUUCGAGUAAACAUUUGUUUUUGUCACAUGAAGCCUACACCCAUGUCAUUUAUGAAAUGUCUACUUGAUGGCCACCUUUAAGGGGUUAAUUACAGUAUCUGAUCCUGAAAAAAGAAAUCACUUAAAUAUUUUAAAUAUAUUGAUUAACAAAUAAUCAUUUUGUUGUUGCCUACCGGUAGUUGAUUGUUUACUGUAGGUGUUUUAUGUCUUUCAUACAUGUUGAUGCAAAUUUGUCUCCUAGCCUACACAGCCUCUUCGGGUUUCAAAAUGACAUUGCUAUUCACUAGAGUAACUUUAGAAACCACGUAGCAUUAAAAAGCCUGAGUGAACUGCCUCAUUUAUGAUAUAGUGCCAAAAGAUUUACAGCCAUGUUUGUUUACAUAAGAACUCACGCAUGGGGGAAACCACUAUCUAUAUCAUAGUCCUUUUCAGCACACAUGGUCAGUCUUGUUUAAACAUACCUAGUAAAACAAACAAUAUAUUCAAGUAAACAUUUGUUUUUGUCACAUGAAGCCUACACCCAUGUCAUUUAUGAAAUGUCUACUUGAUGGCCACCUUUAAGGGGUUAAUUACAGUAAUCUGAUCCUGAAAAAUGAAAUCACUUAAAAAGAAAUGACAGCCUUUUUGGAAGAAAAUAGGCUCAAGAGGGAGAGCCUUGAAUUGUGACUGAAAUUGUCUGAUCCUGUACUGGUUCAGAGUGUGACAUUGUGCUUGAGGCUAGUGAGGGUAUACAAACUGUAGUUUUCUUCGAGCUACUCUCCUUACUUCUUCCUGCUGUCAAUGCUGAUGUAGCCUGAUGUGUGUUGUUCAAUAUGCUCUAAACCAGGCUUCUCUCCAACUGGGAAGAAAAGAGCAAGUACUUGCCAGAAAACAAAUGAUUAUUAUUGCAUAUAUAGAUGAUUAUGUAAACCGGUGAUAAAAUCAUCUUACUAUUACCUGAGUGUAAGUUCAGCUAAAGGGUGCUGUGUCCAUCUUUCCAUUUGGAACUUUCCCAAAGUGUUCACAUUUCAGGAUUCACUUGUCUGAAACUGGUCAGACAUUUGUAAGGAUCUGUAGUUUAACAAGUCCAGAAAUACGACAGACAGGUUGUGUUAACACAUGACGUCUAUCCCCGAUUUAUGUUCCCAAUAGGUGUGUUAAAUGAUUCAGUUUUAAAUGAAUAAAUACAUUCAAGUUUGUUUGAAAUAAAUCAGAGGGAAAUUUAUUGAAGUACAAAUUAGAUGUUAACCUUGUGCUUUACAAUACUGAAAUUAAUGUUUGUACUUUGGAUUAUUUGCGGAGGGAAAACACUAAACAUUGCAGUUGACUUUUCUUGAUUAUUUAACAAACAGAUUUAUGGUUAUGUUGGCUUUCAUUGUGAAUUAGAAUUUCUUUAUGUACCAUAGUUUUGUGUGAGCUGAUAUCAACAAGAAUUUGUCAUGACUGAUGUCAUAUUUAUAUGAUUCAUUAUGUACUGGUUAUGUAAAUUUGAUCGCAUGUAUCACAUUUCAAAAUAUCUGUUGUGUGUUGUAAGAAUUAGCUUUCUACUUUUUGCUCUGGUUAGAUGGGCACAGAAAUGACUUAUUCAGGUUUUCAAAUGUGAUAGAAAUAAGUGAAAUUCAUAUUCCAGACUUGAAUAUUAUCUUAUGGAUGACAUAUCAAGUAACAACGUGUUGACAGAUUAUACUGACUGAACUCACCUGGUUGUCCAUGGAAAGGUGAGCAUGAGAUGUGGAAGUUGUCUGUUGUCUAUCACCACUAUACAUAAACUUUCCAGAUCAAGUGAGCUCUUGGUGUGGUGCAUUCUCUGCAUCCAACUGUCUAAAUCUUUUACAGUUGCGACAACAAAGCCUAAUAUACCUAAAACCACAAAGACUUUGAAACUUGAAACUAUUCCCAGGAAGAUCACAGUCUAAGGCAGUGCAACUCAUUCUGCAAUGAUGCAUCCCACAGUCCUACCAGAACCCUUUCAUUGUGAGUUCAAAUCCCAGAUUAAUCGAGAUUAAUAUUCUUAGUUUGUCAGCACCAUACCCAUGCUUGUAAGUUUCACCACAGUAGAGAACACUAAGGACCUGCAUCAUUUUGUUUUACUUCACGCUCAUGUUGUCUGACUACUAUUCAAAAUGGUGUUAAACGCACCUCAAUAUGAAUACAAAAAUAUUGAACUAGGUCAGCUCUUACAAAGGUGAGCUACAUAGCCUUUAGGCUAGUGUUUGUUUAAAUGUUGACAAUUAUAAGUAAUCAUGUUGAUAUGCUGUAUUCAGGGUUUAACUUCACCAACAAAACUAGGAGACCCCCAAUAAAUAGUUUCAAGGAUCCUUGCCGAAAAUAUGAGCGUCCUCUAAAGUAAUGAAAUUGAGUAGUAUACUGUACUGUACUUUUAGAUUGAUAAUUACUAUAAAUACAAGCACUUUAUAUUUCUUGUCAAGAAUUAGAUACAAUGAAUAUUAUAGUGCAUCCCUCUGCAUCCAUGAUGGAUACAGAAAAUGUGUAAUGUAAAAUCCUGCUGUAUACAUAUAGCACUAUUCAACAUAUAAAUUCAACACUAUAAUGGGGUUCCUGGGAUGCUUGGGGACUUCGUAUUUGAAUCUAAAGAAACCCAUUUUUUUACAUUAUAACAAAGACCCGUUGACUUUCCAUGCUUAAUUUCUAACACUACAUUUACUGUAGUAAACCUGAAACCCGUUGUCUGAGAGAUGAUGAGCUAAGUUGUAUAUAUAUGUUUGUACAGGAGUGCAUCUGAUGUUCACUAUAGUAGAUAUUUAUUUUUGCAUGGAUACUUUAAUCCAUACUUGCUAUGCAAUUCUCAAUGUUUGCCUUGAAAAGCUUGCCUUACUUACUGUACCUAUUAAAUAUCUUUAUUGAUCAAUUUGUAUAAACAUGUACCGGUAAUUUUACCUUUAAGUCAUUUCCUUGUUCACUUAAAGGUGAACUGGAGGUACAGAGAAAUAUAACUAUGUAACUUCUGUGUUCAGAUUAAUGACACUAGAAACUCUUGGUGAAAUAAUUGUCUGAUACUAUGAUUAGCUAGAACUCAUCUGUACUAUGUUGGUGUUAUGUCCACCAUGCUUCGAGUAUUGAGAGUGGAUAUGAAAUGCUUUGAAAUGCAUUUAGAAGUGAUACACUUAAGGAAGAGCAUUUAUAGAUGUUAACUUCUUUAUUAUAAAGACACAACGUUUCGGAGUAUAUGCUUACUCCUUCAUCAGGUGAAUGUACCAAUGAAAGGAGUAAGCGUAUACUUUGAAACAUUGUGUUCCUCAUAAUAAAGAAUUUGACAUCCAUAAAUUCUCUUCCUGAUAUGACCAUAGGUUCAAAGCAAUAUUACAAUACUUGAAUGAUUUCACUCUAACCUGUAGUAGACAUACCAGUGCUUGAUAGUGUACCAGUAAAUCUGUGCUUGCUUUGACAUGAUAAUACACUUUGUUAGAGAAGGCCCCACAUGAAGGUGGAUGUUACUGGUUGAUCCACCCUCGUCUUGGAAUCUCAUACAAGGCUUUAGCCAAAGCUACAUUUAGGGCUUCCAAAGACCUAGCCUACAUUAUUGUUAGUUCUAGUGAUUCCAGUGAGCAUCUGCUGCUGCCUGAUCCAAAUAUCUCAUCAUUUGGUUGCUGUGUACAACAAACUUUGAAAUUGUUCCAACCCAAACCAUUGGUGCUCUGAAUUGAGUCUAAGGUUCAUAGAUCUAUAGGUCUGUUUUGUGGCCUGGCUGAUUGAUAUGAGGACUGUUAGCUUUGCAUUGAGUAGUUCAUAGUUCAGACUCCUAUACCUGACACUCACUUUAUCUCUCCAAUACCUGUCUCUCCACCUUAAGACACCACAACCUUACACCCAGCAUAUGGUCCAAUACCUGACACCCACCGUUUGAGGAUUCAUUUCAACCUAAAUCAAACUCAUUUAAUAAAUGAAUUUAUGUAUAAAUAUAUAUUAACUAUUUUUACAUUUGAAUAUUAUUUUAUGUCUUCUUUAUGCCACUGUAUUUGAAGAAAACUGAUUAUGUUUUCCCUUUUAAGAAAAACAAAUUAGAGAGGGAGAGAGAGAUUGACAACUUUUCUAUUUUAAAAUGUCAAUAAUUAUUACAUGUUUGUGUUUGUUUGUUUUUGAGUAUGUUAUGCCUUGGUAUUUUACAAUUUGAAACCUCAGGCUGAUGCCAUUGUAUGAAACAAAAUUUCCAGACAUCAAAUAACAGAGCGAGUGAGAGAGAGUUAAUUUACCAAGUAAUAGCAGGAUAUCCAAAGUUAAAUCUACAUUGUUACUACACAUUACGCUAAACAGGUUCUGUACAUUUACAAUCAUAUCAGGGGUUGUACAGGCUUGAAAUAGGUCUUGACUUUAAGGUCCCUCUUGAAUAGGCUUGAUUUUUAGUGUCAACAUUGAGAAAACUUGAAAAUCACCAACAUAGCUUGGAAACCUUGAAUUUGUACAAAAUGACAUAUACUUGUUGAUAAAAGUAUCAAAGCACACAUAAAUAUGAACCCAUAAUGUUUUAAGUGAGAUUUAUCACAGUGAUAGAAGUGUGUGUCAAAAACAAAAAAGAAUUUGUGACAAUUCAAUUUUUGGGGCGUUUGAAAAUAUAUCUUGUUCGAAAAUAUCUGAUGUUUAUACUGUUUUUGAAAGUAUGAUAUAAUAGUAUGGCAUGCUGGAUGUAAUAAAAUAUUGACAAGACUAAUAACUCAACUAAGAAAACCUUGAAAAUGAAAAGUGUGAACCUAUAUGAACCUUGUAUAUGAUUAUUGGUACAAAAUGAUUGAUCAAUAAUCAAUCAUAAGUUGUCUACAUCUUAAUGAAUAUUGAUUAUGGUCUUCGAUGUGAUUCCAAUAGUAUUUAUACAAGCAGUUAACAUCCUUGACAUUCUUAGAAAUAAAUGAGUUAUUUGAUCCACUAAAUGGUACAAUGGCCAAAAUAUGGAAUUUGUACAGGAGCGACCAGAACCCUGACUCAUGUGUAUAUUGAAUACAUAUCGUAUAUCCUUGCUAGUAGUGAUGAUUCUUUUACUGUACAUUAUGUUCAGACCCAGGCUUCCAACCUGCCAGUAUCUUGUUCAGCAAUCAGAAAGGGAGAAACUUCUUUUUAACUCUAAAUUAAAGCAGAGAUAUUUGGGAGGCUCCAUGUCUAUUGUUACUCUGAGUACUUGAUUCAGUCUUUAAUACAAUUCAGAGUCAUAACCCUCAGAAUCAUGAAUGUGUGGAAGAUGAAUGCAAAAAAUAAAAUAGUUUGAUAUAUUUUUUGUCACUUGGCAGUCAGUGUUAAAAAUUAAGACCAAUCAAUGUAACCUCACUUUUAACAAAUUAUUGAACGUUGACCAAUGGAUGGACACUGAAUCUCCCUACUUUGUUCACAUUUAGAUUGUUUAUAUUAUAUUUAUUUAUGAAUUGUUAAAGUUAUUUACAUUUAUAUCAAAUUCAAUCUUUUGCACAGAGGAACAUUAAGUCAUUUUUGUCUGCUGAUUUAAUUAAUAUUUAUUCAUAAAUGUCAUUCACACAAUCUUUUCAUUAUUUUUUUCAUAUAAAUGUUUUGUUCCCCUCGGAUUGUACACAUGUAUACAUACUACACAUUCCACAUGUUUAAUGAAUUUCAUAUUCCACAGAGAAAAUUAAAUGUUACAUGUACAAGGAAUGUACAUUGUGCCUGCAUGGAAAAUGGCAGUGUUGACAUUUAUCCUCAUCAGGAUGGCUGUUUAUUAGAUCUUUAACUAUGCAAAGAAAAUUUGCAGUUUUAUGUGAACUGUCGUAAAUGUUUUAUCUUAAUAACAACUUAAUUACAAUUAAAACUAUUCAAUAUUUGGCCCUAGACACCAACAAAAUGUGUGGCAAGUACGUGUCUUGAUAGAGGCCAGACAUUGUCAUCUACAGGGAAACCAGAUUGAAACUGUACAUCCUUAUGUUCUUUUUACAAUUUCUGUUCAAUAUAACAUUUCCUGGUGAAAACAUUGACUUAUGUCAACGCAGAUGCACAGCAUGAUAUUUCACAAAAGUAAAACUUCAACUUGAGUGCAUUCCUUAACAUUAAUGUUUUGAAUUUCAAAAUGAAGCAUGCAGUGAAACCAGUUUUGCCCAGACACUGUUAGUCCUGAAAAUCCACUCACGCUCAUGAAUAUCUUGAUAGGAAGUUCAAUAUACCCAAAGGAACAUUGUUCCGUUUCCAUUGACUCCAGUUGGAAUGGUACAAUUUGGAUUAACAAGCCUUCACUGUAUGGCUGUUUUAUGUAAUGAUGAUGAAUCUCUAGUUAUAUGUCCAGUGUAUUGACAAUAUGUUAUUCCCACAAGAAGUCAUGCUAUGUUGUCUCAUUGCUUCAUAUGGUGCUGCCAAAGAUGUUUUAUCCAUGUUUCAUUGGUGGGUGUGUACUUUAUUGAAAACACAUUUCAGUCACACAGAUACAAUCAAAAUAAACUUUGUUUUAGGAA